UUGAAGGAAGAAAGCAGAAGUUGCUGGACGAGGCGGUGUCGGUAGACUUGGAAAUUACAGAAAUAAAGAAGCUAACAGCAAAAGUUACGCAGACUCCUUUAAAAGUCCUCAGGAAAGAAAAAAAUAAACAGGAUAUUGAAGAUAUUGAAGAAGAAGCAGAGCCUCCUUUGCUCCCCCUGGCAAAGAAAGCAAAACACGAUAGCCAGGGUGCUCCAGAGCUAGAAGCUGAGAACGUUAACCGAAGAACUGCAAAGGUGAAGGCAUCCACUAAAAAAGCUCCGGUGUCCAGGAGCAGAAGAGCUCCUUCAGCAAGAGUGAAGCGCGUGAGUAAAAGAUCAAGCAAAAACAACUUUGUCACUCCAGCUACUGGCAGGAUUGUUGAUCUCUGUGCUCGAGGAGGUACCUCCAUGGUCACACCUAGAUUUGAUUCCAGAGUUUUCAAGACACCAGGUUUGCGCACGCCCGCCGUAAAUGAACGUGUUUACACCAUCUCUGCCAACGGCAGCCCCCUUGCUGAUGGCAACGAUAUCUUCAUUACAGUCCCUGUUGGAGGAGGGGAGAGCAUUCGUUUAACAGCAAGUGAUCUGACCAAGAAGAAUCUUCUUCAUCUGAAUCCAGAGGCCCAAGGAAUUGUGAAGAAGCUAUCAGUAAGUCUCUGUAUUUUUGUCAGUCAGGAAGCUGUAAGGUUCGUCUCGCACAAGCUUGUAGCGGUGCAACAACCCACAGAUGAAACUCAAUGA
This is a messenger RNA of Pterocles gutturalis (yellow-throated sandgrouse), 740 nucleotides long. RefSeq names its product cell division cycle associated 8 (gene CDCA8). The transcript is spliced from 8 exons. The record is from RefSeq and is a predicted model, not a curated record. Gene Ontology annotation, cellular component: spindle midzone; chromosome, centromeric region; chromosome passenger complex. The annotation marks the transcript as partial. NCBI's taxonomy places the organism in Eukaryota, Metazoa, Chordata, Aves, Pterocliformes, Pteroclidae. Gene Ontology annotation, biological process: mitotic sister chromatid segregation.